CAAGUCUCAGACAAAACUCACUCAUCAGACAACAGCUGAAUCUAUGGGGAGGAGGAGGAUGGGGGUGGGGCUGCACAUAAAUCAAUGUGGUAAUGCGUUUCAGCAGAAGUCUGUUUGCUUUUUUUCUGAGUGAAGACGGCCAGUGAAAGAAUAAUACUGAAGAAGCUUUUAGAUUCUCUGCUAAAAUCAUCGUAAACAGAUGCGAGCUGCUGCAGACGGGACAAACAUGGAGGCCACCACAGCAUUGUUCCAACUCUACACUUUCCAAAAAACAACAAGCAACUCCCAUCUGUUGCCCCCUUUUCUAAAAGCUUUCCAGAACUUUUCAUCUGCUUCCAUUUCUAAUGCCUCCUAUUCAGCGUCGCCUCCACCUGAAGACUUGGUGAUUUCCCCCAACGUGACGUACAUGGCGGCUGAGCUCGUCAUCGCCUUUUUCUCCACUACAGGAAAUCUACUGGUCUGUGUCGCUGUGGGCCUCAACCGCAAAUUGCGCACCGUCACCAACUACUUCCUGGUCUCGCUCGCAGUUGCUGACAUUUGUGUGGGCGCAAUCGCCAUUCCCUGUGCCAUCCUGACCGACAUUGGCAUGCCGCGCCACAAUCUCUACCUGUGUCUUCUCAUGCUCAGCGUUUUAAUCAUGUUCACCCAGAGCUCCAUCUUCAGCUUGCUGGCAGUGGCUGUGGAGCGCUACAUCGCCAUCUUCAUGCCUUUCCGAUACCAGGUCCUGAUGACGCCUCGCAACGCUGUGCUGGUGAUCCUCGCCACAUGGAUUCUGGCGUUUCUCAUCGGACUUGUGCCUCUGAUGGGCUGGCACAAGACGCCGCCUGACACGGGCUACUGUUUCUUCGUCCUUGUGGUGGACAUGACCUACAUGGUCUAUUUCAAUUUCUUUGCUUGCGUGCUCACUCCUCUGGUGAUCAUGUUCCUCAUCUACGCCCAAAUCUUUGUCACAGUUAAGCACCAAGUGCGGCGCAUCACAUCUGAGCAAAGCGGCAGAGGUGACGGACAAAUCAGGACCGCGGCCAGCAUGCGGCGAGAGAUGAAGACAGCUACUUCUCUCUUUCUGGUUCUUUUCCUCUUUACGGUCUGCUGGAUCCCACUUCACAUUAUCAACUGCUUCCUGCUUCUGUGUCCACGCUGCUAUGUACCUCUUGAGCUUCUGCUCACAGCCAUCAUCUUGUCACACGCAAACUCUGCUGUCAACCCUUUCCUUUAUGCCUAUACCAUGACGGCUUUCAGGGACACAUUUAAAGCUAUUUUUAUGUGCUGCAGGACAGUGGUGGACAGAGAGGCUUUAAAUGAGACCAACAGCAGGGAUCAACGCUAGACCUGAUCAUAACUUUAAUCCCAGGCUUUAAACCGAAUAAAUGAUUUUGGCUCACCCCUCA
Messenger RNA from Haplochromis burtoni (Burton's mouthbrooder), 1388 nucleotides. Its product is annotated as adenosine receptor A1. Gene Ontology annotation, biological process: adenylate cyclase-activating G protein-coupled receptor signaling pathway; G protein-coupled adenosine receptor signaling pathway; vasodilation. Bases 200 to 1327 code for a protein of 375 amino acids. The transcript is spliced from 2 exons. Gene Ontology annotation, molecular function: G protein-coupled adenosine receptor activity. The record is from RefSeq and is a predicted model, not a curated record. NCBI's taxonomy places the organism in Eukaryota, Metazoa, Chordata, Actinopteri, Cichliformes, Cichlidae. Gene Ontology annotation, cellular component: membrane.